AUGUCCGGCGUACCACAAAGAUUCUGGGGCUCGCCGAUACGGUACCUACGCUGGGCGGCGCACGAGAAGCCGGCAAUCUUCUGGAGCUGCGUGCUCGGCGGACUAACACCGUUCACGUUCAUAGUGAUUCCACCGUUGAGAAGAUGGGCUGGUGACGAGGAGCCGCCGAGAAUACCCCUGACAUAUCCU
Messenger RNA from Exophiala aquamarina CBS 119918, 189 nucleotides. RefSeq names its product NADH dehydrogenase. The annotation marks the transcript as partial. Lineage: Eukaryota; Fungi; Ascomycota; Eurotiomycetes; Chaetothyriales; Herpotrichiellaceae. The transcript has a single exon. The record is from RefSeq and is a predicted model, not a curated record.